Molecule: messenger RNA, 653 nt
Organism: Nerophis lumbriciformis (worm pipefish)
Lineage: Eukaryota; Metazoa; Chordata; Actinopteri; Syngnathiformes; Syngnathidae
Gene: atp6v1f
Product: ATPase H+ transporting V1 subunit F
Biological process (GO): proton transmembrane transport
Cellular component (GO): proton-transporting V-type ATPase, V1 domain; membrane
Molecular function (GO): proton-transporting ATPase activity, rotational mechanism
Source: RefSeq, a predicted model, not a curated record
CGCGUACAGGAAGUGCCGGUCAGAUGACUAUCACGUGAUCUGCAAUCCAGCCUAGCGACUACAGAGCAAAUAUCCUCAUCAAAAUUUGUAAUCGUCUCAUCAUUAUGGCCGGCCGCGGGAAACUGAUCGCUGUAAUCGGCGAUGAAGAUACGUGCACCGGGUUUUUACUCGGUGGGAUCGGUGAACUCAACAAGAACCGACAACCGAAUUUUUUGGUGGUGGAAAAAGACACUGGCCUCUCGGAGAUCGAGGACACCUUCAAGCGCUUCCUGGCCCGUAACGACAUCGGCAUCAUCCUUAUCAAUCAGUUUAUUGCCGAGAUGAUUCGCCACGCCAUCGACGCCCACAUGCAGUCCAUCCCGGCAGUGCUGGAGAUUCCCUCCAAAGAACAUCCAUACGACGCCUCCAAGGACUCCAUCCUGCGGCGGGCUAAGGGCAUGUUCUCAGCCGAAGACUUCCGAUAAACGACCCGCACGGCGUGUUAUGUAUUUGUGCAGCUGCAUGAAAUCUAUAAUCAUGUCAUAAGUGUUGUUAAUAUAUUAUUAAUGUUUUAUUUUUCCUCAUGUGAACGUUUACUCUCCAAGAAAUGCAAACUUGUGACUUAGUGUGUUGUUCAGAUGUGUUUUGAAGUCAAAUAAAUAUCUUGACCGUCA